AUGGUUGUUCAAGCCCGCCGUAGGUGGUGGCACAUCCAAUGGUUUGCCGAUACCGACACGCCGGAAGAGCGCAAGCUCAUUGGCAAGUUGGAUCUAUUGAUCGUGCCUUACGCCGUAUUGAGCUACUGGGUAAAAUACAUAGAUCAAUCAAACUUGAACAAUGCGUACGUCGCGGGCCUCAAAGAAGACCUUGGAUUCAAAGGAAAUGAGCUUGUUCAACUUCAGACGUUCUACAUUAUCGGUGCUGUCACAGGGCAGAUUCCAAUCAUGUUCCUGCUCACCUACAUCCCCAUGCACUGGUUGAUUCCUUUCCUCGAUAUCGCAUGGGGCAUCUUCACGCUUCUUCAGUUCCGUGUUACUGGAUUUGCCGAACUUGCAGCAUAUCGAUUUCUUGUCGGUUGGUUUGAGGCGGCCUUCUUUCCUGCCAUGCACUACUUAUUUGGCUCAUGGUAUCGUGGAGACGAGAUCUCGCGACGUGGAGGCAUCUUCUACGUGGGUCUUUCCUUGGGCACCCUGACAGCCGGCCUGAUUCAGGCUGGUGCAUCAGCUCGCCUCGAAGGUGUCAAUGGCCUUGCAGGCUGGCGAUGGAUGUACAUCAUAUGUGCAUUGAUCACCGUUCCAGUUGGCGUUUUGGGCUACUUUGUGAUUCCCGGAACACCAGAGCAGCCAAACCGCCUCGUCUUGACAAGAGAUGACAUUGAACUUAGUGUCGAGAGACUUAAACGGGCUGGGCAUACUUCCCACGGCAAGUUCAAGUUUGGCGCUCUGAAGAAGGUCGUACUCUCACCACAGUUCUGGGGCAUCAUCCUUGUCGACGUCUUCUUUUGGAAUGCGGGUAUACACACCAGUUCUGGAAGUUUUCUUCUAUGGAUCAAGAGUCUGGGCCGGUAUUCUCAGGCAAGGGUCAACGAAUUGGGAACAAUCGCACCGGCUCUGGGUAUUUUCUACACCCUUUUCGUCUGCUUCGCUUCUGAUCUCGUCAUGGGCCCGGCCUGGGCCAUUACAAUGUCGCACACGUGGAACAUCCUCGGUCUUAUCAUAUUGACCGUUUGGAACGUCCCGGAGCCAGCAAAGUGGUUCGCUUUCUCAACCAUCUACUCAUCCUAUGCGAUGUCAAGCGUCUUUCACGGCUGGGUGAACACGCAAUUGCGAUCAUCACCAGCUGAAAGAUCGUUUACCCUCGUUUUGAUCAACGCCAUUUCGCAAUCGUCCACGGCAUGGACCCCGUUGCUAGUGUUCCCCACUGUUGAAGCGCCUCGAUAUGCCAAAGGUUUUGCAUUUACACUUGGAUCAUCCGUUCUGCUUAUUAUUUCAACACAUAUUUUGCGGGUUUAUGUCAAAAAGCGAGACCCUCAAGUUGAAAACACCACAGGGUUCGCAGAAAGUGAUGACGGUCACCACGUUGAAGAAGGCAAGAGGCCACCAGUUGCAGUCAGCAGGGAUAUCCAAAAAGAUUAG
Messenger RNA from Colletotrichum truncatum, 1458 nucleotides. Its product is annotated as major facilitator superfamily transporter. Lineage: Eukaryota; Fungi; Ascomycota; Sordariomycetes; Glomerellales; Glomerellaceae. Gene Ontology annotation, molecular function: transmembrane transporter activity. The record is from RefSeq and is a predicted model, not a curated record. Gene Ontology annotation, cellular component: membrane. Gene Ontology annotation, biological process: transmembrane transport.